Messenger RNA from Akanthomyces muscarius, 870 nucleotides. RefSeq lists its product as uncharacterized. Gene Ontology annotation, cellular component: precatalytic spliceosome. Gene Ontology annotation, molecular function: RNA binding; zinc ion binding. The coding region runs from base 1 to 870 and encodes 289 amino acids. The transcript has a single exon. The record is from RefSeq and is a predicted model, not a curated record. Gene Ontology annotation, biological process: mRNA splicing, via spliceosome. NCBI's taxonomy places the organism in Eukaryota, Fungi, Ascomycota, Sordariomycetes, Hypocreales, Cordycipitaceae.
AUGUCAGAAUACUGGAAGUCAACACCGCGGUACUGGUGCAAGUACUGCGCCGUCUACGUGCGCGACACCAAGAUUGAGCGCGCAAACCACGAAUCGACAGGCAAGCACCAGGGCGCCGUCAAGCGCUCCCUGCGCGACCUGCACCGCAGCCACGACCGAGACGAACGCGACAAGGAGCGCGCCAAGCGAGAGAUUGACCGUCUCAAUGGCGUGGUCCCCAGCGGAAGCUCACACACUUCAGGCGGCGCCGGCUCGUCGUCCUCACAUCAACCCGCGUCUGGGUCGUCAAGACCUGCGCCACCGCCCGUAACGUCCGAGGCGUCGCUCAAGAGGCAGCGCGAGCAGCUCGCCGAGCUGGGCGUGGCGGUGCCGAGCAGCUUCCGCCCCGAGAUGGCGAUGCCGGGCGAGUGGACGGUGACCAACACGCGCGUGAUUGAAACGAGGCCGAGCGGCGACGAGGCCAAAGUCGAAGCCCGAGCGUCCGGCGUGCGUAAGCGCGAGGAGAAUGAGGAGGAAAAGGAACAGGAGGAGGCGAUGCGCGGCCUCUUCAAGAAGCCGAAGCGCUGGGGCCGUCUCGACUCCAGGGCGAUGCCGGAGGACCAGGAGGCGGAGCUGGACGCGCUGCUCAGCGGGUCGCUGGUCAAGAAGCAGUCCGCCGACGAUGGCGUCGCCAAAGGGGAAGGUGUCAAGGAGGAGGGCAAGGCUGACGAUGGUGCGGAUGUGAAGCUGGAGCCUGCUGUCAAGGAGGAGGAACCUGACACGGCUGCGGGCGGCAUCACAGAGACGGCGGCCAAGUCGGAAGAUGCAGACCCGACAGUGGGUGCUGUAGUGUUCAAAAAGCGGAAGCCAAAGGGGCUACGGACAAAAUAG